AUGCUGGGACGGUCGGUCCGUGCUCCACCAAUCUUCUCGGACCCCUAUAGCUCCGACGAGGAGUUGUGCUUGUUCAGGAUGUCCGCCGUCGUCUCGACUUGGCCCUCCCUCAAUCCGCUGCUCCAGCAUCCUUUUUCUCACGGCGCAGCCCGCUGUGGACUCGGUGCUCGGCGGCGCGGCACGGUUGGUAUUGCGGUGCAGUUCAUGGCCUCCUGUUUUUUUUCCCUUGGCCAUCCUUUCUCGGCUUCCUCCAUGGUGCAUGCAGGCCCAGGCGUCGUCAUGGUCAAUGCUGGAAGGAUGCAGUGUGUGGCAGGAUGCGGUAUGUGA
This is a messenger RNA of Prorocentrum cordatum, 327 nucleotides long. The record is from the annotation of a GenBank genome assembly. NCBI's taxonomy places the organism in Eukaryota, Dinophyceae, Prorocentrales, Prorocentraceae.